This is a messenger RNA of Coprinopsis cinerea okayama7#130, 492 nucleotides long. RefSeq lists its product as hypothetical. The transcript is spliced from 3 exons. NCBI's taxonomy places the organism in Eukaryota, Fungi, Basidiomycota, Agaricomycetes, Agaricales, Psathyrellaceae. The record is from RefSeq and is a predicted model, not a curated record. The coding region runs from base 1 to 492 and encodes 163 amino acids.
AUGCAAAAAGAGGCAGUCGGUGGUAAUUGUCUCGAGAUGUCGACCGCGGCGAUGACGGUGAGACGUAAAUGGACACUCAAGUCGGCGACGGUUUACCACUGCAGGGGAGGCCACACAAAUCCUGUUUGUCAAAGGACAAACGACAAGGUGAAGGGUUUUCCGAACGGUAACGAAGCUCUUCCUUGUUCAGCCGGCUCCUCUACACCGGUCGCCGGUACCACAGGAGGAAUCAUGAAGGCCAACGGGUCACGAGCACGUUACGGAGAAGCAUACAGGACAUUUCGAGGAGAAAUAGCGUCACAAGCCCAAACGACACCAGCCCGACGAUAUCGAAGCAUGGUGGAGUUUGCUCCGCCGCUUUUUGAGUACAUUUCAACGUCAACCCAGAGGAAAUCUACGACGCUGGAGACCGCAAUCUGCGUCCAAGAGAGCACUACCUGGUGUCAGGCUCGGAGAGAUGUCGGAGAAUGCUGGUGGCGCGCAGGGAGGUAG